This is a messenger RNA of Oppiella nova, 258 nucleotides long. The record is from the annotation of a GenBank genome assembly. Lineage: Eukaryota; Metazoa; Arthropoda; Arachnida; Sarcoptiformes; Oppiidae.
AUGUCUGGCAAUAUCGUAAAUACCACUGAUGACAACUUUGAUGCAGAUGUACUUCAAUCUGAUAUCCCUAUUUCUGGGCAGGCUGGUAAAGUUAAAAUCGUUAAAGUUGAUGUAACUGCGUGUGAAGCAACUGCGGUCAAUUACAACAUUCGUAACAUUCCAGCAUUAUUGAUGUUUAAAAACGGUGAAGUUGUUGCCCAACAAAUUGGUGCAGUGCCAAAAUCUAAACUAACUGCAUUUAUUGAAGAAAAUAUUUAA